AACCUGCUAUAGGCUCCUUAUAUUAUAUAUAACCCUAAUAUCUCUAUAUACCCUCUGUCUGGUGUAAUAUCCCCCCUAUAUACCCUCUGUCUGGUGUAAUAUCUCCCCCUAUAUACCCUCUGUCUGGUGUAAUAUCUCCCCCUAUAUACCCUCUGUCUGGUGUAAUAUCUCCCCUAUAUACCCUCUGUCUGGUGUAAUAUCUCCCCCUAUAUACCCUCUGUCUGGUGUAAUAUCUCCCCCUAUAUACCCUCUGUCUGGUGUAAUAUCUCCCCCUAUAUACCCUCUGUCUGGUGUAAUAUCUCCCCUAUAUACCCUCUGUCUGGUGUAAUAUCUCCCCUAUAUACCCUCUGUCUGGUGUAAUAUCUCCCCCUAUAUACCCUCUGUCUGCUGUAAUAUCUCCCCUAUAUACUCUCUGUCUGGUGUAAUAUCUCCCCUAUAUACCCUCUGCUGUAAUAUCUCCCCCUAUAUACACUCUGUCUGGUGUAAUAUCUCCCCCUAUAUACACUCUGUCUGGUGUAAUAUCUCCCCCUAUAUACACUCUGUCUGGUGUAAUAUCUCCCCUAUAUACCCUCUGUCUGGUGUAAUAUUUCCCCUAUAUACCCUCUGUCUGGUGUAAUAUUUCCCCAUAUAUACCCUCUGUCUGGUGUAAUAUCUCCCCCUGUCUGUGGGAAUAUCUGCAUAUGGUACCCCCUUGUAUGUACCCAACUAACUGGCGGAUAUCUGCGCAUGAAACCUUAUGCAACUUGCUUAUAGAGCAUUAUCCAUAUAUAUGUUAUUUUCUGCCUGUAUAAACACUGUUGUUCCCAUAUGUGAGUUCUAAAGUUUUGUAAAGCACCCCUUUUCCAUGUAAUCUUCUCUCAAGUCUCCAGGCUAGAUGCAUUUAGCACAGGAACCUUGUGGUCCUAUUGAUGUGUCAUUCCUUCAUGUGAUACCUCGUGCACCUGUUGACAUUCCGUGUCUGUUUAAUCUCUCCACGUGACACUUUAUUACCUGAUGUUCAGUCUCUUCAUAAAGUGCUGACUCGCUUGUGUGUAUAUAGCACAAGUCACUUUUCCCUUUCAUUCCCUAUCCACAUGGGCAAUACUUCUCUUUUCUGGGCACUUACAGCUACUUGUUGAACUUAUUAUCCUUCUAUUUGUGUCUGUAAGUUACACUCCCACUUAGAUUGUAAGCUCUACUGGACAGCUAUCUCUUCCUCUUUAGGGAUGUCUCGGACUGUUCGCCCGCGAACUAAUUCACGCGAACAUCGGCUGUUCGCGUCCGCCGAAUGUUCGCGAACGUCGCGCGACGUUCGCCAAUUUGGGUUCACCUUAGCUGGCGCUUAUUUUUGACCUCUCACCCCAGACCAGCAGAUACAUGGCAGCCAAUCAGGAAGCUCUCCCUCCUGGACCACCCCCACACCCCCUGGACCACUCCCCUUCCAUAUAUAAACUGAAGCCCUGCAGCGUUUUUUCAUUCUGCCUGUGUGUGCUUGGAAGAGCUAGUGUAGGGAGAGAGCUGUUAGUGUUUUGAGGGACAGUUGAUAGUAACUUUGCUGGCUAGUAAUCUACUUGAUACUGCUCUGUAUUGUAGGGACAGAACUCUGCAGGGAUUUGAGGGACAGUGAGUUUAGGUUAGUUAGCUUUGCUGGCUAGUAAUCUACCUUCUACUGCAGUGCUCUGUAUGUAGCUGCUGUGGGCACUGCUUCUGAUCUCAUCUGCUGACUGCUGCCUGUAACCCAAUAGUCCUUGUAAGGACUGCUUUUAUUUUCUUUUUUGUUUUUUUACUUUGCUACUAUAAGAGCCCAGUGCUAUUAGUCUAGCUGUGUUGGGGAGUGGGACUGGUGUGCUGCUCCUCCUAGUAGUUCAGCACCAACCAGAGUAAUUUUUUUUUAAUAUAUAUAUAUAUUUUUUUAUUUUACUUAUCUUACUGUUCUUUAACGUGUCCAGUGCUGUUUGCUGUUCUUCAUAGUAGUGCACCAAUAGUAGUGCACUUGCAGGCAUUGUUUGCCCAGUGUGUUCUUCAAACAACUGCCACCUAGCUGUGUGAGCUUUUUCACAUUCUGUCUAAAUAUCAAUAAUAAUACCGUCUCCAGAAACACCACCUGAGUGAUGUUUUUCAAGCAGCAAUAAUAUAUUCCGUAUCCACUGCUGUAGUGUAUACGUUGACCUUGCAGGCAUUGUUUGCCCAGUGUGUUCUUCAUACAACUGCCACCUAGCUGUGUGAGCUUUUUCACAUUCUGUCUAUCAAUAAUAAUACAGUCUCCAGAAACACCACCUGAGUGACGUUUUUCAAGCAGCAAUAAUAUAUUCCGUAUCCACUGCUGUAUACGUUGACCUUGCAGGCAUUGUUUGCCCAGUCUUUAACCAAGUGCCACCUAGCUGUGUGAGCUUUUUCACAUUCCGUGUCCAGAAACAUCACCUGAGUAACGUAGUGUGAUUUCUGCCCUUUACAGCACAAAACGCAGCGCUGUGUCAACAAUGUAUUUUUCAGAUACAUUUUUGCCCUUGAUCCCCCUCUGGCAUGCCACUGUCCAGGUCGUUGCACCCUUUAAACAACCUUAAAAUCAUUUUUCUGGCCAGAAAUGUCUUUUCUAGCUUUUAAAAUUCGCCUUCCCAUUGAAGUCUAUGACGUUCGCGAACCGUUCGCAUUUUUGGACGCAAGUUCGCGAAUAUGUUCGCGAAUAUUUUUUUCCGCCGUUCGCUACAUCCCUAUUCCUCUUGUCUCCUAAACACACUUUUUACAUUUCUUCAGUAGUUUGUAUUUUACUGUUGCACUGAUCCUGUUUUAGUGUGUUCUGAAUUGUUCUACUGUAUAGUACUGCACGAGCAUGCAUAUAUAUAUUCACUUCUUUGAUUUGUGUUCCCAGUGCUGUUAUUUAAGAAAGUGUUACUGGUAAAGUCACAAUGCUGCAGGCUGUUAUACAGGGAACUCUGAGUAUCACUCAUGUAUUAUAAGGGAUAAUGUACCCCCUACUGUAAAUGAUAAGGAUAUUAGAAGCCACUGAGGGGUUGUUCUGUGACCAUAUAAAGGCACAAGGCUGCAGGCUGAGUUAUACAGGGAACUCUGAGUAUCACUCAUGUAUUAUAAGGGAUAAUGUUCCCCUACUGUAAAUGAUAAGGAUAUUAGAAGCCACUGAGGGGUUGUUCUGUGACCAUAUAAAGGCACAAGGCUGCAGGCUGAGUUAUACAGGGAACUCUGAGUAUCACUCAUGUAUUAUAAGGGAUAAUGUUCCCCUACUGUAAAUGAUAAGGAUAUUAGAAGACACUGAGGGGUUGUUCUGUGACCAUAUAAAGGCACAAGGCUGCAGGCUGAG
This is a messenger RNA of Xenopus laevis (African clawed frog), 3295 nucleotides long. RefSeq names its product kelch like family member 24 S homeolog (gene klhl24.S). Lineage: Eukaryota; Metazoa; Chordata; Amphibia; Anura; Pipidae. The record is from RefSeq and is marked provisional.